This is a messenger RNA of Suillus clintonianus, 1671 nucleotides long. Its product is annotated as MFS polyamine transporter. The transcript has 12 exons. The record is from RefSeq and is a predicted model, not a curated record. The coding region runs from base 26 to 1666 and encodes 546 amino acids. NCBI's taxonomy places the organism in Eukaryota, Fungi, Basidiomycota, Agaricomycetes, Boletales, Suillaceae. Gene Ontology annotation, molecular function: transmembrane transporter activity. Gene Ontology annotation, biological process: transmembrane transport.
CGCCGCGAACCAACUUCCUGCGGCCAUGAUUGGCUUGUCUCCAACACCAACUUUACAUGGCGACCAUGAGCCAAGUCCAGUCCUUACUAAACAGAAUAGUACUCAGAAGUCACAUCAAAGUGAUGAUGGUACAGGUAAUUUUAUCAUUGACUGGGAUGGUCCAAAUGACCCUGAAAAUCCUAAAAAUUGGAGCUUUAGGCGUAGAUGGGCUACGACCGCAAUCGUAUCAUCAUUUACUUUCAUCAGUCUAGUUUCUUCCUCUAUGGUCGCGCCUGCUUCUGGCCAGGUGGCUUCUACAUUCAGGCUUACCAGUGAUGUCAUAAUUGCACUUACAACAUCCAUCUUUGUGCUUGCGUAUGCUGUUGGGCCAUUGUUUUGGGGCCCAAUGAGUGAAAUUUAUGGCCGGUCACGCGUGUUGCGAUUAGCAAAUCUAUGGUAUUUGGUAUGGAAUCUUGCGUGUGGAUUCGCACAGACAGAAUACCAGCUUCUUGCCUUCCGAUUUCUCGCUGGCCUCGGGGCCAGCGCUUCGCUUCCCAUCGGCGGCGGCGUUCUUGGGGAUUGCUGGCGACCCGAAGAAAGAGGAAAAGCCAUGUCUAUCUUCUCAUUAGCUCCGCUGUUAGGACCUGUCGUAGGACCUAUCACAGGCGCCUGGAUCGCUGAACGCUCAACCUGGAGAUGGGUGUUUUGGUCUUCGUCCAUUGUGGAUGCAGCUAUUCAGAUUCUUGGACUAUUUGUACUUCGAGAGACUUACGCGCCCCUUUUGUUGGCGAGGAAGGCGGAACGCAUUCGCAAAUUCGAGUCCAUGGAUGCUGAAAAAGUGCCGUACAAAGAAAUCCGCACCGUUUUCGAAGUUCAAGGUCGCUCUCGGCGGACGAUCAUGACCACAGCACUCAGUCGCCCUUUUGCACUCUUUGUCCGUGAACCGAUCGUGCAGUUACUCGGCGUUUACAUGGCAUAUCUAUACGGGACAAUUUAUCUCUUUUUGACGACGAUACCAUCGAUCUUCCAGGGUGUAUAUCAUCAGUCGGUAGGAAUUGCCGGCUUGAACUACAUCGCACUUGGUGUAGGGUUGGUCGUUGCGUCCCAAUUAAAUGCGAGAACACUGGACAAGAUUUAUGUUCAUUUAAAGAGUAAACAUGGUGGAGUCGGGAAGCCGGAGUUCAGAUUACCUGCUAUGUUGGUCGGAACUAUACUGCUUCCAAUUGGGUGCUUGACGGCAGGUUGGACUACUGAAGCCCAUACUCAUUGGAUAGCCCCGGAUAUUGGUAUCGCGCUUGUGGGAGCAGGAAUUAUUCUGAAUUGGCAGUGUCUCCAGACCUACGUUGUAGAUUGCUUUACCCUUCAUGCUGCUUCUGGUAUCAUUUUCCUUUCGCAUGUCUUUUGCACCGUCUUACGCCUUUCAUGUCCAGCGCUGGCUGCAGUCACCUGCCUACAAUCACUAGCAGGCUUCGGAUUUCCCUUGUUUGCUCCAGCGAUGUACAACGCACUUGGUGUCGGGAAGGGCGAUACUAUUAUUGCAGUCGCAGCAAUCGCGAUAGGCGGUCCCGCGUACGUCUUUGUCCCUGUUCUUUCCAUCGUCAUUUUGACUGAUUACACCUGCAGGUUCUGGAUAUUCUGGCAUUACGGGGAACGUAUACGAAACAGUAGCCGAUAUGCGCGGUCGUGAUGCGA